CGCUCUGGGGUCGCUGUGCUGAUGCGCUAGUGCUGGGGCCAAGCCCAGGAGCUGGGGAGGGGGCUCCAUCUGGGUGGGACGUGGCUAGGCUCCCCCCACUGAGAGUUCACCACCUCACCCCCAGAGGCCCUCCACCUGGGCAACCUCCUGGUGCAGCAUGGCUACCUAUACCCACUGAGGGACCACCGCCGCCUGGUGCUCCAGCCAGAUGAAACACCCUAUAGGUUCCAGGUUCGGCUCAAGUGGGAGCACGUGGGGCCCUCCCCCAAGUCAGCCCACUGUGGGGCACUCCUGAGGGGGGCAGGACUGGGGCAGAGGCAGGACCUGUGAUGUCCCAUCACCCCUUCCCCAAAAGGCCCGAGGUGGAAGCAUCCCUGUGACAGAAGGACCAAGUUAAGGGGAAGGACCUUCACUGGGACCCUGUAAGGGGUGGUACCUGCAGAGGACUCCACCAGUUUACGUGGGGCCUUAGGCCCCCAUGCCUGAAGGAGGAGGCUGUGAGGGACCUAAGGACAGGAUCCCUGCACCUCAGGAUGUGUCCCUGGCCACAGCGGGGGCCCAAGCUGGGCCUGCCCUCAGUCCCCACCCCACAGCCCAGACCACAACUCCAUCCGGGGCCCAGGCAGGGAGCCCAGACCCAACAAACCAAGUGGAGCUUCAGUCCAGGAGGUGAUCAGCUGAGCCUCUGGGCCAUGGGCAGACAGACACCCCUAAGCCAGCCCUGUCCCCUCCCAAGGGAGCCGAGAGGGUGGGGACAACUCUUGGGGUGGGGAAGGUCCAGAAGGUCUCAGAUACCCUCAUCCCUGCACGGCACCAGACACCCUAUUUCUGGACGAGCACCCUGUGGCCAGCUGCUGAGCUGGACUAUGGUGAGUGAGGAGGAGUGGGCUCGCCUGGGACAAAUCCUCAGGACCAGUGGCCUCAGGGGGGAUGUCACAGGAGAGGAGGAGCAGACAUUGCUCCUCUGCAGCCUGUGCCUUGGCCUUGCAGCCAUCUACCUGGCCAAGAAGCACAUCCGAAGGCAGGGGGCCCUGGUAGACUACGAGAAGGAGCAGUAUGACCAGCUGCACGCGAAGAUCAGCCACACGUGGGACCUGGUGGUGAUGCAGGCUCGAGAGCAGCUGCGGGCAGCUAAGCAGCGCAGGAAGGGGGACAGGCUGGUCAUCGCGUGCCAGGAGCGGAUGUACUGGCUGGUGAACAGGCCCCCGCCUGGGGUCCCCAGCGUGCUGGAGCAGGGUCCAGAGCGGGGGUCCUACAGUGCCAGGGGAAUACAGAUGACCAAGAGCUUGGAUUUCUACAGGCAGGAGGUCGCGUGCUUACGGAAGGCACUGGGCAGGGCCCGCGUGAAGUCCUCUGUCUGCCUCGAGGCGUACCUCCAGUUCAGCAGCCAGCGGCUGCCGCACGACCCCAUCAUGACCGGCUGUCUGCCCAGCAACCCCUGGGUCACGGACGAUGAUGCCUACUGGGCCCUGAACGCACCCAGUGUGGCUGUGCCCACGAAGCUCCGUGUGGAGCAGUGGGCCCUCAGCUUCCGGGAGCUCCUGGAAGACCCCGUGGGACGGGCCCACUUCAUGGGCUUUCUCGGGACAGAGUUCAGCGCCGAGAACCUCAGCUUCUGGGAGGCCUGUGAGGAGCUGCGCCAUGGAGGGCAGGCCCAGGUCCCCGCCCUGCUGGACGCCGUGUACCAGCAGUUCCUGGCGCCUGGCGCUGCCCGCUGGGUCAACAUAGACAGCCGGACCAUGGAGCAGACGCUGGUGGGCCUGGGCCGGCCCCACCGCCAUGUGCUGGACGAUGCCCAGCUGCACAUCUACAUGCUGAUGAAGAAGGACUCGUACCCGAGGUUCCUGAAGUCAGACUUGUACAAAGACCUGCUGGCAGAGGCCGUGGUCCCCCCGGAGACGAAGCGGCGGGUGUUCCCAUUCACGCGGAAGCCACGGCGGUCCAGCCCCAGCCCUGCUCUCCUUCCUGCCUCCACCUCCAGGGAGCCCGCGGGUGGUGACGGGGAGGCCUAGGUGAGCCGGAGAGGGGGAGACGGUGGCCAUCUCGCCCUGUCACCCUCCUCUAGCCCAGGAGGCACCUUUUCCCUGUCCCGCCCUACCCCCCAGAAGGGUCUGGCCCAGGGCAGAUUCCCAGGGUGCCCUGGACCGACACCAGAAGGCAGAGCGCCUGGCAUUUCUGUGCCACCCUCGCCCCUGGAGCAAGGGCCGAGUCAAGAGCUCGCCGGCAGGGGGCGCGCGAGUGCAGGGGGAUGUGCGGCUCCGCUCCGCCUCCCGGGCUCCGCAGGCUCCGUGGCUGUGGCGUCUGAACUGGACAGAGACGGCUCCCUCUUCGCUGCCCCUCCGGCAACAGGGCCUGGUUCAGAGCCGAGGUGGCAGAGCCUCUGGAGAGGGACGGCAGGCGUCCUGGCUCGGAAUGCCCCCCAGCCUCAGGGUGAAGGUACAGCUGCUCCUUGGUGGGUGCAGCCCACUGGCUCAGCCCAGCGCGGCCCCUGCCCUCCGCCCUCCCAUGUCCCGCACAGAAAUAAAAGGCACUCGGCCGUC
Molecule: messenger RNA, 2540 nt
Organism: Sus scrofa (pig)
Lineage: Eukaryota; Metazoa; Chordata; Mammalia; Artiodactyla; Suidae
Source: RefSeq, a predicted model, not a curated record